This is a messenger RNA of Striga asiatica, 354 nucleotides long. Lineage: Eukaryota; Viridiplantae; Streptophyta; Magnoliopsida; Lamiales; Orobanchaceae. The record is from the annotation of a GenBank genome assembly.
AUGCCGGCGGAAUCCCAAGUCGUGUGCGGGGAGAGCUCGGCCCAACUUGUCUUGGCGUCAAAGUCGAUGGCUUUGCUUCGCGUACCGGAGAACAUCACUAUAAGGGAUGGGGCUGCUACCUGCAUCUCUGAUUUUAACUGGGUUCCUGAUAUCCCAGGUGGUCAACCAAGACUUAGGCUGCAAGAUGUGGGCACUUCUCUGAGAGUGAAAGAUCUUCUGUGCAAUGGGGGGACUACAUGGGAUUCUCAGGUUGUGAAAGUUUUGUUCAUGGUAGAAGAUGCAGAGAAAAUUCUAAAAAUUAACACACUUAAUCCUUCAUUGCCUGAUAGGAAGAAGUGUGCUUUUAUGAUUUAG